AUGCCUAAGAGAAAGUCACUGACUGGUAGGAAAGAGCGCGAGAGAGAUGCUGAGAAGAAGAGGCAGAAGAGACUUAAGUCCUGCCCUGAUGUUCCACCAGUGACAGAGUCCAAUGCUCCACACAGAGAAGUGGAUGCAGCUGCUCCAGGCUCAGAGUGUGGCUCUAUAGGGUUGCCACCUACUUCGCUAAAACCCUUGGCCAGGGUGCAGGCCUCUCCUCGUGAGAAAAUGCACUCAGCCCCGAGGUUGUCACCUCCUCGGGGAAGUCGUCUGAUUGUCCCAAAGGACAAGGUAGCAUCCCCUGACUCCCCAGCGUGGGUUUGUACUCCAGCGAGAGUACCUGAAUCAGACAUUUGGAUGAUGUCUGGUUCAGCAGAGGAAACUAGGAAAACGGAAGAAGAAUCAGAGAAAUUUGAAAAGAAGUCAGAGAAAUAUGCUGAGAAAUCAGAAAUAUGUGAUCAAGAAUCUAAAGAACCUGAGCAGGAACAUAGGCCAUGUACAAGACAAAGCAAAAUAAGUAACCUAAAAGAGAAUAUUUCUAAAGUUGAAAAUGGCAAGUGUGCUUAUAUGAAUGAAAACAAUAAGAUCAAUGAUAGAAAGAAUACUGAACAAAAUCUUGCUAGAACAAGGGGUGAUAAAUGUUCAAAAAAUCAGAAUUUGUCUGUUCAAGGUUCAUUUCAUCAGGGAGAUCCAAUGUUUGGUGAAAAUGCUGGAACUCAGUGUGUAGCUAACUCUUUAACAGCAUUGGCAUAUCAUCAACUGAAGAAUUGUGAAAAGUGGCAAUCAGAAGAUAUGAACAAAAUACUGGCAACAGGAGACGAGUUGUAUUCAUAUCUACAGUGCAGUUCUACAAUUGCAAGCAGAUACCUUUUAGUGAGUGAGCUGCCUCAGUUUUUUGAAUGCUUUGGUAGACUGUAUGAAUUAAAAGCAAACGAGUCUUUACCAAGUCUGAUAAACUUAGCAAAUGUAGUUCUGGAUUAUGCUGAUUUCAAUGCUCAUGAAUUGUUAGAGGCACUUCAAAUAGCCCUUGAUGACAGUGAUGGGUGUUUUGUAUGUUUUGGCGGGAGUACAUUUUUGAUUGGGAAAUGUCACAAUAAUUUUUUCACAUUUGAUUCCCACUCAAGGUCUGUUGCAGGAUUUCAGAGUGUAAAUGGUAGAAGUACACGAGUUUUGUACAAAUCCAUUCAAGAUUUAUGCAGUCAUAUUUUGUCUUUAGCUAAGUCAAUGGGUUAUACUGAAGCAGUUGAGUGUGAAAUAACUGGAGUGCAAUGCUCAGCUAGACAGCUUUCAUUGGGACGGGAUGAAGGCAUUUAUAAAGAAUCACAAUUCAGCGAGUUUGAGAAAGAAUUGUACGAUUUUGCCAACUUUCAAUGUAAUAGGAGGAGUUCUAGUGUACAAAAUGAUGAUGAGGUAGAAUUUGUUGGGAGAGAGAACCAUCAGAUAAGAUUUUUACCACUUUCUAGUGAUCAAAAGAAAACACACUGUGAAAUAUUAGGAAUACCAUUUUCAGUGAAUGAGUGUGAAAAUCAACAUCAGUAUGGACAGGAAAUUACAGUACCAAUGAACAGAGUACAAGUUAGGCCAGAUGGAAAUUGUUUCUUUCGAGCAAUCUCAUUCUGUUUGACGGGAAAGCAAGACUACCAUCAGACAAUACGUCUAGCAAUAUGCAAUCACCUCGUGGAAAAUGGUUUACUUUUCACACCAUUCUUAAGGCCAGGUGUAAGUUCAGUCGAAAGCCAUAUUUCCUUGUCAGGCAUGCUCAUGGACGGUAAAUGGGCAACUGAAGUAGAGAUUCUAGCACUAUCUCAUUUACUGAAAACUGAAAUUUAUACAUACUCACAGAACAGAUGGGUUACAUACUCUGGACAAAUGGUUAAUUCAGAAGAAAAUGUUACUUCAUUGGGUGGCAUUUACUUAGAUCAUAUAAAUCAGAAGCAUUAUGAUGUUGUUACAUCCAUUACAAAUGGAGAAAAUAUCACAGUGACUUCAUUACAAAAUCCAUCAUGUUUGAAAGAAAAUGGAAGGAAAAUUGAUACAGAGAGAAACCAGAAGACACAACUACAAAAUGAAAAUUGCAAACUUCAAAUGUCGGAUGUAAGUGCUGAAGAAAAAAAAUUGUUUAGAAAAAACAUGAAGUACAGAACAGACCCAAAGUUCAAAACAAAAUGCAUUGCAAAUGCUAAGAAAAGAUACAGAAAUGAUCAAACUUAUCGUGAAAAUUUAAAACAACUCGGUGUUAAAAGAUAUAAAACAAACCAUAUACACCAAGAAAAAGUGAGAGAAAGAAGUAAACAAAAGUAUGAAACAAACAGAGAGGAUGUCAAACAAAGAAGUAGACAGAAGUAUGAAACAAAUCUGUCACACAGAGAAGAAGUCAAACACAGAGGCAGACAGAAGUAUAGAACAAACAAGACCCACAAAGAGAAAGUCAAACAGAGGAGCAGAGAGGAGUAUAAAACAAACCAGACACACAAAGAGAAAGUCAAACAAAGGAGCAGACAAAAGUAUAAAACAAACAAACAGCAUCAAGAGAAGGUGAAAAAAGCCAGUAAAGUUAGAUAUCAUUCCAGUGCAGAAACCAAGAUACAGAAAAAGGAAUCUGUACAAAAACAAAGACAAGUGCUGCGUGAAAUGCUUGAAAAUAUUGAUGAAGUAGUGAAAUCAUUUAAAGCAUGUGUGAAACAUGGACCAGAAUAUGUAUGUUGCUGCUGCCAUCGCCUUUUGUUUGAAAAUCAGGUACAAGGAUGUAUGGUUGAAAUGUAUGAGAGAAAUAUAAAGGCAGCUCAUGUUGCUAAUUUAUGCAUCGAUAAGAAGUAUGUUCAUAGUUGUGCAUCUGGAUGUUCCCCUAAUUGUCCCAAAUCAAAAACAUGGAUUUGUUUCACAUGCCAUAGAAAGAUUCUAAGUGGAAAUGUUCCAGCUGAAGCAGCUUUUAACAAAAUGUGUUUGGAAGAUAUUCCACCAGAGCUCAAUAACCUGAAUACUUUAGAGCAGCAUCUAAUUGCUCUGCAUAUACCUUUCAUGAAAGUAACCAUGCUUCCAAAAGGUGGCCAACAAAAUGUGCAUGGACCUGUUGUAUGUGUGCCAUCAAACAUAAAGAAAACAAGCAGUUUACCUCUGAAUGAAAAUGAAAAUCUCUUGUUACGAGUUAAACUCAAACGAAAGUUGUCAUACAAGGGAUAUUAUGAAUAUCAGUUUGUAAACCCAAAUCACAUUAAAAUAGCUCUCAACUACCUGAAAGAAAACAAUCAGUGGUAUCAUGAUGUUGAAAUCAACACAACAUGGGAAAAGGAUAAUGACCAAAGUACUUUACUCAGCCAGCCAGAAGCAUUUGACAGUGAAGAAACAACUGAAGAACAGAAGAGUGAAAUUCAAGAAGUUGCCACAGAUACUUGUUUACAGCCUGUAGAUAUUGCACAAGAAGUUUUAGAUCACUACUUUGAUGAUAUUUACAAUCUUGCUCCUGGUGAAGGACAGAAUCCAGUAAGAAUGUUGCAAGAGGAGGGCAAUGAAGCCAAGACGUUUCCAUAUUUAUUUCCAACAGGCAAAUAUUCUUGGAAUGAAAGUCGAGAUGUAAGGAUAACCCUUUCUCGAUAUUUUAACAACAGGCUGAUGAAUGCAGAUAACAGAUUUGCGAAAGAUACCAAUUACAUUUUCUUUUGUCAGUACCUAUCUGAAUUGAACCAGGUUAUUGAGAAAACACAAAUUUCAAUUCGCAAAUCUGUAUCGAAACUUGAUGGAGGGAUACCUGUCACAUCAGAAAUGUUACAAAAUCCUGCUGUCCUUGCAAAACUGCUUAAGAGUGAUGAGGCUUUGCGAUUUAUGCAACCAAUUAGAGGAACACCUGCAUAUUGGUCAAGUACACAAAAAGAUCUUUUUGCUAUGCUUCGACAACUUGGAAUCCCCACAUGGUUUUGUUCUUUUUCUGCGGCAGAAUUCAGGUGGAAUGAAAUACUGGGUUCAAUUAUGCUACAUAUGAAUGACAACAGAAAUCCUUCUGAUCUAGAUUGGUCUGAGAAAAGUGAAAUUCUAAGAAGCAAUCCUGUAACUGUUGCAAGAAUGUUUGAACAUAGGUUUCAUAUAUUCCAGAACAAUGUAAUAAUGUCACCAGCAAAACCCAUAGGAACUAUUGUAGAUUACUUUGUGAGAGUGGAGUUUCAGCAGAGGGGUUCUCCUCAUAUGCACUGCUUGUACUGGGUUGAGAAUGCUCCAAAAUUAGAUGAGGACAGUGAGGAGACUGUUUGUCACUUCAUUGAUAGGCACAUCACAUGUUCUCUGCCAUCAGAAGACACUGACCAAGAACUUAGACAAAUCGUAUUGGAUGUACAACAACACAGCAAAGGACACUCAAAAUCAUGUAGGAAAAAAGGAACAGAAUGUAGGUUCAAUUUUCCAAGACCACCUUCAGAGUGCACAUUCAUUUCAAGACAAUUGGAACAGAAUGUGGAUGAAUCAAGUAGUGAGUUAGGUAGUGUGCAGGCAAAGGAGAUUUUGUUGAAGGUGUGGAAUGAAGUAAUGGAUGAUGCUAAGGCAUGUGAAACAACAGAGGAAAUAUUCAGCAAUAUUAACCUAUCACAGGAUUUGUAUGAAAAGGCACAUAGAGUAUUGGCCUCUAAAACAACCACUGUUUUGAAACGAAAUCCAACAGAAAUGUGGACAAAUCAGUACAACCCAUGCCUGCUCAAAAGCUGGGAUGCCAAUAUGGAUAUACAGUACGUAUUGGACCCUUUCAGCUGCAUUGUCUACAUUAUAUCAUACAUUUCAAAGUCUGAAAGGGAAAUGGGAAUGCUAUUAAAGCAAACUCAAAUAGAAGCAGCUGAAGGAAAUUUGAGUGCACAUGAUACCAUCAAGAGGGUAGGAUCAGCUUAUUUAAAUCACAGAGAAGUCAGUGCACAGGAAGCAGUAUACAGGGUGUGUAAUCUUAAGAUGAAAGAAAGUUCAAGAAAAGUCAUUUUCAUACCUGUGGGGGAAAAUCCAACUCGUUUGAGUAAGCCUCUUGCACAAAUUAAGAAUCAGCAAUUUGAGAUUGGUGAAAAUGAUUUAUUAGCAGAUGGCAAUGAUGAUGAAGAGGAAAAUAGUAUGUGGAUGACAAAUAUUGUGGAAAGGUAUGAAAACCGCCCUGAUUUAAAUAUUUUCAAUAAAAUGUGUCUCGCUGAAUUCUGUUCAGAGUACAGAGUGCUUUGUAAAUCUCAGAUUCCUAAAGGCAAAAAAGAUGGUGUGUAUGAAUUGAAAAAUGGAAAGGGUUACAUUCAAAAGAGAAGUAGAGGCAAACCUGCUGUUAUACGAUAUCCAAGAUUCCAUCGAGAUAACGCACCUGAGAAAUAUUAUCAGUGUCUGCUACAACUUUUCCUGCCAUACUGGAAUCUGAAUCAGUUGAGACCAACUGGAUUUGAUUUGUAUCAGACAUUUUAUGAGAGUGGACAUGUGAGGGUUAAACCAAACACAAACUUGGAAAAAGUAAAAAGCAUAGUGGACAGUAAUCAUGUUUACUAUUCAAAAAGUGAGGAUGAUAUUGAAAAUGCCCAGGAUGCAUUAGAAAUGCUUGGUGAACCAGACGACGCAUGGGCAAGUUUAUGUCCAGAAACAGAAUUAAAUCGAAGAGAAUGUUUGAAUGAAAAAUUAAGAAAUGAUCAGGAGAAUACAGAAAAAGAGGUCACAAACGAAAUUGAGUGUAGUGGUUCUGAAGAUGCUGUAUAUCAUUUAAGGGAACCUCAAAGCACCAGAAAAGAGAUGCUUCCUUUACUGUGCAGUUUGAAUGACAAACGAAAGCUGAUUUUUUAUGCUGUUCAUGAAUGGUGUGUCAAGAAAAUAUCUGGAGAGAAUGUAAAAGCUUUGCACAUUUUUAUAACUGGAGGAGCAGGAACAGGAAAAAGCCAUCUGAUUAAAACAAUACACUACGAAGCAUCUCGUCUGUUGGAAAAAUCACUGCCUUCUCCAAAUGCAGUAUCGGUAAUUCUCACAGCCUUCACAGGAACAGCAGCAUUCAAUAUUGGAGGAAAUACCAUUCAUCAUGUGUUUUCUUUAACAAAAGCUUUACCAAUUCCAUAUCAACCCCUGAAGGAACAAAGUUUGAGUGGGAUAAGAACCAGAUUAGAACAUUUGCAAAUUUUGGUCAUUGAUGAGGUUUCCAUGGUGUACAAAAGACUACUGUAUUACAUUCAUGAACGACUUGUCCAAAUAAAAAAAUGUAAGGAACCAUUUGGUGGCGUUUCUGUGAUAGCAGUUGGAGAUUUUUAUCAACUUCCACCUGUUAAACAACGAAAAGAUGAGAGGCUGUAUAAAGAAAAUGGUUCAUAUCCAAUUGACUACUGGUUAGAUCUUUUUGAAAUGGUCGAAUUGGACGAAAUAAUGCGACAACGUGAAGAUAAAGCAUUUGCAACUGUUCUGAAUUCAUUGCGUGUUCGAACAUGUGAAGAGCCCUUAUCAGAGGAAGCAUUGGAAACACUGCGGGAAUGCAUUAGAGAAGGACCAGAUGAUGUUCUGCAUGUUUAUUCUACAAACCAAGAGGCAAAUGAAUACAAUCUUAAAAUGUUGCAUGGAAAUUGUGAAGAAUUAAUAGAAGUGAAUGCUGAAGAUUAUCAGAAAGACAAGACAACAGGGAAAUUAACUUUACGUGACAAACCUUUGGUUAGUACCCGAGUUGAUGGCCUAUCUGCUUCAUUACUUUUGGCUGUGAAUGCAAGAGUAAUGCUUACACGAAAUGUGAGUGUUGAGGAUGGACUAGUGAAUGGUGCAAUGGGAUAUAUUUCAAAUUUUGUGUUGAAAAGAAAAGAACCUGCACAUGCAAUAGAAGUAGUUGAAGUCAUUUUUGAUAGUUCAAGUAUUGGUAAAAUACAAGGGAAGAAAACACCACAAGGAAAUAUUGUCCCAAUUAAAAGAGUGGAGGAAGAGAUAAAUGAGAAAAAUAUAAAGAGUGUUGUCAGGCAUCAAUUUCCACUGAAACUGUCAUGGGCAUGCACAGCACAUAAAGUUCAAGGCAUGACUGCCAAGAGUGUUGUUGUAAAUUUAGAUCGGACUUUCUCUCCCGGUCAAGCAUAUGUCGCUGUCAGCCGAGUUACCUCAAAGGAUGGGCUAUUCAUUGAGACAAAUGAUGAAAGUGUCCUGCAGAAAAAAAUUUAUGCUGAUUUAGAUGUGAAGUUAGCACUUAAUAAAAUGGAGAGAUACAGUUUAGAUGAAGAAUGGACAUGCAGUUUAACAAAGUUUGGGAAUUACAAAACAAUUCUCUUGUUUAAUGUACAAAGUUUGAGAGGACACUUUCAGGAGAUGAAUUGUGACAACAGAUUGAUGAAAGCUGAUUUUGUAUGUUUAACAGAAACAUGGCUGAGAGAACAUGAGAACAUCCAAGAUAUUGAAAUUUCAGGGUUUGACUUUCACCAUAUUGCACGUAACCAGUGUUACGAUGAUAGUGAAGAUGUGAUGGCAAGACUAAAAGCAGCUAAAGGUGGUGGGGUUGGCGUGUACAAGAAGAAAACAAAUGAAACAAUCUUGAUCAAUGCUUUGGAAUGCAAGAAUAUAGAGGGAUUAACUGUAGAAAUACAUGAGGAGGAUACCGCAAUCAUUGUGCUCUACCGGCCGAGUGCACUGCCUGUAAACAAUUUUCUUGGCACAUUGCAAAAAGUGGUGCAGUUUUACAAGAAGCGUUUUAGCAAGUUGAUUAUUAUUGGUGACAUGAAUGAAGAUGCAAACGUUCAAGGACCCAUACAAAAGUUCUUAGAAUCUAUGGGAUUUAUGCAGUUGGUGCAAUUUUACACAACAGAGGGUGGAACGACAUUAGAUCAU
Molecule: messenger RNA, 7776 nt
Organism: Saccostrea cuccullata (small rock oyster)
Lineage: Eukaryota; Metazoa; Mollusca; Bivalvia; Ostreida; Ostreidae
Exons: 2
Biological process (GO): telomere maintenance; DNA repair
Molecular function (GO): DNA helicase activity; ATP hydrolysis activity
Source: RefSeq, a predicted model, not a curated record